This is a messenger RNA of Corticium candelabrum, 829 nucleotides long. RefSeq lists its product as uncharacterized. The record is from RefSeq and is a predicted model, not a curated record. NCBI's taxonomy places the organism in Eukaryota, Metazoa, Porifera, Homoscleromorpha, Homosclerophorida, Plakinidae. The coding region runs from base 305 to 829 and encodes 174 amino acids. The transcript is spliced from 3 exons.
AACAAUCAGGUGAAGGAUGAAAACCGAGUUAGUGGUAAGGGCAGAUGUAGCUGCCCAUUUUACGAGGAAAUUGAUGCUAUCCUGGGAACAAGAGCAGCAUCGUCACCACCUGUAUUGUUGGAAAGCGGGUCCACAGGUUUAGAAGUUAAUGGAGAUGGUGUAAGUGGUGAGAGAAAGCAGCUUAUUAAUUAACUUGCCCAUGAAUUGAAACAUCUCAUUUGUUACCAAUAAAGUGUCUGAAGACGAGUUUCAGUGUGAUAGUUUUCAGUGUGAUAGUGAAGAUGUCGAAGUUAUCAAUGAAACUAUGGUAAGUGAGAGUAGCAAGGAAACUGACUACUGUGAGGACAAUGCUGAUGAGACUGAUAUUGAUAAUCUAGCAGAAAAUGGUACAAUCAAACACUGCGAGAAUGCUACAAGUGGCAAAGGGCAAAUGAAAAGCUCAGUAGAAAAAUGCAAGCUCGGAAAACGUGGAACCAAACGAAGAAGAGAAACAGGGGUUUCAGCAGACCUCUUGGCUGAGUUAUCUAAGCUAGAACGAGAGGCAGAAACCAGGUUUGAAGAAAGAGAGCACAAGAGAAUGAUGUUAGAAUUACAGCUAGAGGAGAGACGUCAUGAAAAGGAAAUGCAGCAUGAAGAACGAAUGCAGGCUAUGUUUUUAGGCUUUAUGCAGCAAAUGGCAGCAGGAUUUGCACCCGGAAUACAUUUAGGUCAAUACACUAGCCAAUAUCAAGAGCCAAGAGGCCCCAUUGGCCGUCAACCAGAUACCAAUGCCUCCUUGUCCGAACUGUCUCUAACGAUAGAAGAGCCAUCACAGCAGUUCCAGCUGUAA